Molecule: messenger RNA, 9024 nt
Organism: Bombus pyrosoma
Lineage: Eukaryota; Metazoa; Arthropoda; Insecta; Hymenoptera; Apidae
Gene: Pka-R2
Product: cAMP-dependent protein kinase type II regulatory subunit
Exons: 8
Coding region: 445-1599 (384 amino acids)
Biological process (GO): regulation of protein phosphorylation
Cellular component (GO): cAMP-dependent protein kinase complex
Molecular function (GO): cAMP-dependent protein kinase regulator activity
Source: RefSeq, a predicted model, not a curated record
UAAAUGUUCAGUGCGAUCCUUCUGCUAAUGUCAAGAUCCGCGCCGUGAAAUAGUCGCCAUCUUUGCGACUGAGUCGCAUCCCUGAAUUUGGCCCGUUGCAUGUUCCGCGCAGCUUUAUGUAGCGUUAGAGAAAAGAGAUCAUUGAAAGUUAGUGUCAAAAGGGCAAAGCGGUUCCAGCGAGACCGGAUAUCGUUCGAGCUGUGCCGAGAAGUGUUAACCCGGCGCGAAAGUGGGCGGAACGCAUGGGUCUUACGUCCAUUUGGCCUCGCUACAGUUUAUGAUAGGGAAAAUUUCGGCGUUUAAUAAGUGACACACAUCGAAUCUGUGUUGACUGUUCCACGCAGUAAUAAUAAUAUUAACUCGUAUAAUUCGUUGGUUGAGCGUUUACCAGCAUAUGCCAUUCUAGUGCGUGUUUGUUCGAACAUAGUUUGGUGUAAGAAAAAAAUGAGUUGUCAACGUAACGCUGGCAAGAUUACAGUGCCGGACGAGUUGCGGGACGUCCUAUUAGAGUUUACGAUCAGCUAUCUCUUGGAGCAACCAGUGGAUAUUAUCGACUAUGCCGUAGGUUUUUUCACGCAACUUCGGGAAAGUCGUCAAACUCAGUUGAUUGAAGCCCCUGCGCAGACCGCCUCUUCUACGCCGGACGAGUCUGUCGAGGAAGAACCACCAAUCGGAAGGUUCCAGAAUAGGAGGAAGAGUGUCUUCGCGGAAGCCUACAACCCUGAAGAUGACGAGGAAGACGAUGGAAUUAAGAUGGUGCAUCCGAAGAGCGACGAGCAGCGGCAGAGGCUCGGUGACAGCGUAAAACAUAUUCUCCUGUUUCGGGCUCUAGACGAGGAACAAAUGGCUGACGUACUGGACGCGAUGUUUGAGAAGAGCGUGCAGCCUGGAGAAUUUAUUAUCCGACAAGGUGACGAUGGUGACAACUUCUACGUCAUCGAGAGAGGAAAGUUCGAAGUGUACGUGAAAGAUCAGCAGUCGGGGGUGGAAUCUAUGAUACAUACGUACGAUAAUCGUGGUGCUUUUGGUGAGCUCGCGCUCCUUUACAAUAUGCCGAGGGCGGCCAGUAUCAAGGCCAUCACGCCUGGUACACUAUGGGCAAUGGAUAGACAAACUUUCCGGCGUAUUUUAUUGAAAUCCGCCUACAAAAAGCGCAAGAUGUACGAAGACCUCAUCAACAAGGUUCCGAUGCUUAAACAUCUCGAGCCAUAUGAGCGUAUGAACCUGGCGGAUGCUCUAGUACCAAAACAGUAUUCAGAUGGCGAGCAGAUCAUCAAACAGGGCGACACAGCUGAUGGAAUGUAUUUUGUCGAGGACGGCGUCGUCAGGAUCACCAUAAUAGGAGAUCAUGGCCGCGAAAUCGAGAUUAAUAGAGUUCCCGCUGGUGGGUACUUAGGCGAGUUGGCGCUGGUAACACAUAAACCUCGCGCUGCUUCGGCCUACGCUGUGGGCGACGUAAAGCUGGCCUUUUUGGACGUUGAAGCUUUCGAACGCUUACUUGGGCCUUGCAUGGAACUUAUGAAGCGUAAUAUCGACGAUUACGAAGAUCAACUAGUCAAAAUCUUUGGCAGCAAAGCUAACAUUUCCGAUAUCCGAUGAACUGUUCGCGAGCAGUGAUACGUUGCACUGCUGUACUAAAGAUCCGACACUUUCGUACAGUAAUGUAAAAUGAGCACAAACUUGUACCACCCACUUUAUGAAUCUCAUCCGCGUAUUUUCAAGUAUCAUCUCGAGUCGACUUUCGUAAUGACUGUUCACUUAGACGUAUACCAGUAAGAAACGUCGUUAAUAGUUACCAAGUUUGUACCUAUGACACACAGUGAAGAGAUAACAAAAACGCAAAGAAAAACAAAAGAAAAGGAAACUAGACAUUUCGACUGGUUCGUAUCUGCAUCAUACUACCGAAGUAAAUUUUCUAAGACUGCAUCAGAUCAAGAAGUAUUAGCCUAUCUUGUCAUGUGCUCGAAACGUUUACAAGAUAGAAGUCUGGAUACUAAAUGAGAUUUUCAUUGAAUUGUCUGCAAAAAGAAAGAAAGAGAAGCGAAGAAAUACUCGGAGUGAUGCAACGUAUCGACAGACUCACAGAGUUCUUAAAUGAUGUACCUUUAUGCCAUUCUUUAUUCUUGUACUUGACAAUUUAAGAGCUGUAUUCCAUUUUACUGAAAAUGUCAAGAAUCAAUGAAUUAAAUUAUUUCGUAUAUUUCGAUGAUUCAUCGAAGGAGAUGAAGAUACUUUUAGGGUAUCAUACAUUAUACCUUCACAACGUAGAAGAAUUCUUAUUGAUACAGCUUAUUGUGGAAAUACUAGCUUAGUUAUCAAAUUAAUAGACAAUGAUAUAGACAUGCGUGACAUGCGUAAACAUCCUAAUCGUCAGUGUGUUUUUAACACGAUGGUGAUGAUAAAUCAUAGCUAAAACGCUAUGUUAGAAGAAAUAAAAAUGUAAGAAGGCAAAGAGCAUAACAGGCAAGUUAGAACAAUUACUAGUACCUACACGAUUUUUAAACGCAAACCAACAAUUAUCUGAUAUAAGAACACGUGGCAUUUAUGUUCAUCUUUAGAAAGGGGAGGGCUGGGAAUGUAAAAGAAAUAUCAUUUUAAAAUAUCGUUAGAUAUUUCAUCUAACAAUACCUGAAUAGAAACUAUUUCUCUCUUUCUUCUUCCCUAUAUAUUUAAUAGAACGAUUUUCCUAAUUCUCAUGUUCCUAAUUUUAUGGUUUGCUCUUUGCAUUAAUAAAAAGGUAUUGCAAGAUAAACAUAUAUUCGCAUAGCGCACAAUAAAGCAUCGUUUAUUUAAUUGUUUACAUACAUAUACGCGCACAGCAGAUAGCGUUUGAUCUUUGUUGUUCUAUCUGCAUAUAUUUAUACUUGUUAUUGCUUACGACCGUUUGUUACAAAUUGAAAUAGAACACUUGCUGUAGCGCACAUAAUCAGUAUAUUGUACGAGAAACGAUACAUUUUUCGAUCAAUAAUAUAGUCAAUCGCAUUGAUACAACAUCCAUGGUUACAUCAUUUCACGAGUUAGUUAUUUUCAAAUAUUCACGCCACGUUUUGACAUGAGAGAACAUUAAAGGAAUAGAUAUUUCUUAUUGCAGACUUGAAUGCACAGCCAUUAUUUUUUAGGAGAUUAUUUAAUUACAUUAUUAAGUGUUUAGAUUUGCAAAGAUCAACGUUCAAUUAUUCUUCAGUUUUUAAUAUUUUAUGGUGUUACUGUGAAAAAGAUGGCUGAGCAGUGUGGUCUCAAAUCAUGUUCAUGUGUGUCUUAUCGGUGAAUCCUGGUAACAAAAAUCGACCAAAAGAAACCUAUAAACCUAUUUUUGUUACACGUGUAUGAUACACGUUAUACAUGUAUGAUAUACGUCUAGCAUCGUGAUAAAAGAAAAAAAAAAGGAAAAAAAAGAACAGUUUGAACUAAUUUGAACGUUGUGCGAACAAGUGCGUAUGCUAGUCACUUUUUAACGGCCGUCUAUUCGUCGUAUUUUCUCCUCGGCGAAUCGAGAGAAAAGAAAACGGUCAAACGUUUUAUUACUACGAAACAAGAACAACUAUAUAUUCACUGUACGACUGAAACUCAGAAGCGACAAGCUUUUUAAAUAAUAUCACAAUCACGGAGGAGAAAGGAAGAGGAGACUAGUAAUGUGAGAACGGAAGAAAAAUAAUGUAGCAAUAGAAAUUGCUAGCGAAAUGUUGUGUUAUUAAUUUUUAUUUUCGAAUUUUUCUAUUCUCGUUAAGUUUGCUCGUUUUUAUCGAAUCUCUAAGUUUUUACAAAGCGAACGACGAAAUAGAAGAAGAAGAAGCAGUGUUCUGGUCUGAAUUCCCGUUAUUCGUGCCAUUGUAUUCAGUUGCUUUCGAGAAUUCAGCAGCGAUGCUUCAGCCGUGGUUCUUAGUCUUCCACCGUGUCUCCAGGCUGUGAUAUUAUUUUCGACGGAGUAUUUCAGACAGAUGCCUCUUAUUACUACUGCUUCCAACAACAAAAGAAAAAGGACAAAAAUUACAAAAAAAUUAAAAGAAGUAAAGAAAGAAUAGGAAUCUAGAAUCUAUCAGAAUCAAGGAAUUUCCGAACUAUAUCGAAUCGAACUUUAUUGACUGUUGGUUGCAUCGUUAAAAUGAGUGAAUCAAAAGUUCCAAUCGAUGCGAGUCGUGACUCGAUCGUUUAUGUCGAAACAAAGGAAAAUCGGGCAAUUAAAAACGAGAAAAGAAGAGAUAUAUACAUACAUACACGACACAUAGGUAUAUAAAUAUAAAUAUAAAUAGAUAAAUAGGUGUAUGUAUAUUUAUAUAUAUUUAUAUUUAUAUAUAUAUAUUUAAUAUAGUGGAAGACUAUUCUCGCACACCGAAUUGAAAAGUAUAUUUAGACGGAGUACUUAUCUGUGCGGAGCCAACAUUCGGAUAAAUUAAAUGUAAACGCUUAAGUAGAGUCGACCCAAUUUAAAUUUACUGUAUGUAUCUAACAGUGUGGUCUCUCUCUCUCUCCUACGUGUUGCGUGUUGCCCUUUCGUGUGUGUGACGACCGAGCCAGUAAAUUUUUAUUCCUUGAUUAGCAUGAACUGUUAUCGUCAGUUUUUUUCGUCUGUGCGAUUGUAUGUUUCGUGUCAUCGUUACUGAAAGUAAUUGCGUCGUAUAAAAAGAGAAAAAAAACAUAACUAACAACCCGUAAUUAAGUGCGCUGCGAAUGAAUCUCACUUGUAAUUCUAAUACACGUUACUUUACUGUGCCACACAGGGUUCCUUUCCUCGGUUGCUUCCGGAACAGAGAAACAUUCGAUCGUGCGUGAAUUUGACGCGUGCCAGGUUACUUCAAAUUGGCACGAUCUCGUUCGUUCAUCGCCAGUCUAGUCCAAAGCGUUUAAAAGAGAAUAUUCCCUGAAUAAUUGAGCGUACCAAGCUAGGUAAUGGGUUAUUCUACUGAUCGCAUACCUUCGAAGCGUUGACAAUACUGUUCUCAUAAAAAUACAAAGUGCACCAUCAAUGAUAUUGCAACGGUUUGGCAAUAGUAUAAUCUAUCUGUUUUACAAAAAAAGAGAAUCGCUUGGUCUUUGUCGUAAUUAGUUAUUUAAUCAUGAUGAAAUGUCAACGCGUUAAGCGUAUGUAUCGGCAUAAUCCUGUUCACCGUGUACGAUUUCCGUUUUUCAUGCAUACUACUAUCGACGGCCGUUCUAGAAAAGCUCAUACUGUUACGCGUUGGCAUGCGUGACGCUUACCUAAGCGUAACAGUCUCUUAGCAUCGGACCAAAUAUCUUUAAACAAGAGGAAAAGAAACCGGAGCAAUGGAGCUUGUGCGACUAUUUUCUUCGCGCUUUCCUCUCUAUUUCUGUCUCACGUUAUUUCUAAUUGUGUGGUAUCUAAGGGAAAAGAUAGUGCGCUGAGCUAUAAAUAGGCUAUUGUAAAUGUAUUUAAAGUACACGACCGUAUGUCUAAACUAAUAACUAAAAAAAAAUCGUAAAGAUAUUCGUCGUCUCACUGUCCCCAUGUGUAAAGUAGCCAUCGAUAAAAAAUCUUGCCCUCGAUGCUACUCCCAUUACUAAGCGAUACUUGUUCUAACAACUUGCAGCAACUUUGUAUGAAGAUGUGUAUAUGUAGCUUAACAUUAUGUUAAAGAAGGCAUCGGAAGGGGCAAAAGUGCCGAGGGUUAAUGAAAUCAUCCUCUUCGUACUUUUGACGAGUUCAAUCAAAGCAAUACGAGUAAUGCAGCUCGAUUGCGUAUCGACAAUCGUCCGAUAUCAUCGCAUGAAAGUCUCACAAUAUAUAAACUGUCCAUACAUCUCUCCGUCAUUUAUCGGUCGUCUCUUGAUUAUCAUUAUUAUUAUCAUUAUCAUUACUAUUAUUAUUAUUAUUAUUAUUAUUAUUGUUAUUAUCAUUGAACAUGUAUUUCCUGUGGUACAAUCGUUUCCUCGUUAAACGGGCGUGUCGUAAUACUAUCAUGAUGCGAUCGCACCGUUCAAAUAUCACAUUCUUUGCUUAAUCUGACAGCGAUGAUGUGACGUGACGUAUUAUGGGAUUGAUGUUGUAAACCAAUUGUAUAAAUCGCAUGCAGGCCAGCGAAAUUUAAUCGUGAUAUAUUUCAUAUUGAAACUAGAACGUUGCGGAAGAGUUAUCCCUGAUUUUUUCGUAUGUUAAUAUCCUGUCUUGUUAGAUCUUUCGAUUGUACAAGCAUACGCCACGCAAAAAAUGUUCUACUCGUCUAAUGAAUGUUUAAUGGAUAUACAUAUACAUUUAUAUAUAUAUAUAUAUAUAUUAUAUAUAUAUAUAUAUAUGUAAUAUAAUAUAAUAAUAUUAUAUAUGUAUAUAUAUAUAUAUAUGUAAUUUUCCGAAUGUUGAACGAUAUUCGGCGUUCUGUGAAGAAAAAUACGGAACGGGUAAAAUUGAUCAGCGUUAUCCUUCUAAUUUCAUUCGUCUGAACAAUUACUAUACUAGUAAACAUGGAAAGGACGUUGGAACAAAAGAAACGCGCAAUGAUCAAUGUGAAAUUGGCAGAAUAAGAGGAAGACUGGCUUAGAUACGUAGUUUUUAUUUAACUUGUAAAGCGACUGUUCCGAUUUCGCGACAUCUAUUAACUUGUGAAGCGACUGUGUGACUGAAACGUGACAGUUCGUUGAUCGUUCUGUUAUUGGAAUUACGUUACGCAUCUACAGAGAAAAGAGAGCAUCUUAAGAUAAAUCAAGAAACGCUAUAUUAUGAUCCUCGAUGACAUGCUAAACAUUAAGCUGAAUUAUUGUAAUCCUAUCAGGGUAUUGUAUGUCAAAGACGUGGACGCAUUAGAACAAGAGAGACACUAUGAAUUGCGGAAAUCCUCGAGGAACCGUCGGGUUCAUCAACGGAUGGCUCAAUAACACUGAACGAUUUGAAAAUACACGAAGAUGCUGCUAGUUUGAAUUACAUCAUUCCGAGCGGUUUCGAGUAUACUUAACAAUAGUUGAUCGAGCUUCUUCUGCCUAGGAUCGUAAUUCGUUUUCCUCAUUUUAUGCGUUUGCAAAAAAAAUUUAUCAAACAUCUGUUAUGCGUUUCGUUCGCGAAAGGAAUUGCAGUUUCAAGCAAAGAAAAAUUUUGUAAUAUUCUAAAGACAGAUGCUAUAUAGGAUGUCCCAGGUUUUUUCAGCUUUAUGAAUUUUAUUGUCAGUUUUAUGAGUAAAAAUAAUAGUUCAUUAACUGGUUUAAUGUUAGAUAUAAUGAUUAAAUGAGCAUGAUGAAUAAAGUCGAGGAAAACUAGUUCUUUGGCCCAUGAUCAACAAAUAUCACGUCACUAGUUCUUUACCUGUGAACGUUGCAUUCGUAAUGUAUCCGUAAUGUAAUAAAUUUAAGUUCUCAUGUAUUUUUAUAAAAACAGGUAACAUUUUAAAAUGAAAUUAAACGAAAAAUCAAUUCAUUGUUAUAUCGUAUUUUUGUUAUAACUUUUUAAUCAAAUUAUUGUUAUUUUUACUCAUACAAUAUGCUUGAACCAUUCGGCGGAGAAAAAUCCGGGACACUGCAUAAUUUUAGUAAUGUUAUUAUAUAUAUUUAAAAAAUAUCGAGUAUUGUUUGUAAUGUUGCAAUUGUGUAUUGAUUGCGUGUCCAUCCAAGUAUAGAGCCGUAGUUUCGUGAUCGCGAGACACACUCUUCUGUCCUCAGUCCUCAGUUAUAUUUCAUGCUGCUCAAGCCGCAUCGUUUUCGCACGAUUUCGAAGCGAGCUGGUAAUAUCGCUUCGGUGCACGGUCCACGAGAUGAUGUGUACGUUUUAAGCUGGAUCUAGAUUUUAUACACGUAUACGCUUGCGUAAGAAGGUCCCAGGUUAUAGGGGGGAAAAAAACGAAAACAAAGCAAAAAAAGGGAAAAGGCAGAAAAGUGCGUUGUAAUCUAUAUAAAGAGGCGGGGAGGAGAAAAAAAGGGAAUAGUAAUUAUUAUAACGUACUUAACGGUUUUUGUUUCACGAUGUGUUGUAGCGUAAUACAAACGUGCACAUACGUAUUAAUAUACAUAUAGAUAUAUUAUAUACACAGAAUUAUAUAUUAGAUAUGUCAAUAUACAUAUAUGUUAAGACUCGUAUCCAGCUGGUCUGAUCGGGUAUUACUUUAACAAUUUAAUUAAUUGCGUUAACCUGGCAGCGAUGCGAUUGCGAGUAACACAUUGAAAGAGGUGCGUGCAAUCACAUAGUUCAAUUGUAUAGCGUAUCUACUUGUCGUUUCGAUAACAGAUUCGAUGAUCUGUAGUUCAUCGGCAAUGAAAGUAAAAUGGAGUACUGGUUAAUACUUCUGUUAUUCAAUUCAUAGAGAUAAUUAUAUACGUUCACAGCACGAUCGAAAAAUUGAGGGUAAAUUACCAUCAUUUGUAUAUCAAACGAUUACCAAGGAGAUUGGCGUACGAAAUCUCUUUAAGUUAACUUUAAUUUAUUGUAUGUUUCAUAAAGUAUUGAUAUACGAAAGAAUACAAGCUUAAUCAACUAUUCUACCCGUUUAUUCAUAAUGUAUCAUAUUAGUUUAACCGAGAGAUACACAACACACACGAGCACCGGCACACGCAAUUCAAUUCAGCAUUUGCAAGUGGUGUACCAAUUCACGGAUUUCUUAGUGUCAAGUCAACAUAUACUAUCAUUUACCGUUUGUUGUUUUGAGCUACCACUUUUUUGAAACGUCAUCAGAUACAUACAGUGGAGAACUUUGUGGUGUGCUUAUGCAUAUUCGAUUAAAUAAUAACGUUCUUUUACAGCAUCACUGCCGGAUUAAGUAGCGGUGUUACUAUCUUUUUAAUAAAUGUACCUAAUUUAACAUUAUGGGUUCGGGUACAAAAGUAUUGUCUAAACAUAUUGAUUUUUAGUUGACCGUACAAAUUUGUUGCAAUAGUCACUUUUCGGAUAUCUUGCUCUCAGAUACUUACUCGAUGCUCACAAUGGUACAUACAUGCUGGUAUAUAAUAUUACCGCUACUAUUGUGACUAAUCGUUUACUUACCUGUUUAUUUAAUUAAAAGGCAUUUGUAUUUAGGAGCAAGAUAUAUUAAAUUACACUGUACUAUGUGUUGAUAGUAUGAUAGUAUAAUAAAAAUAAUAUAUAAUAAAUGA